AUGCGUACCUUUACUCUCCUCUCGCCGCUCAUCGCCGCGGCCUCUGCCUACGAGCAGUGGGUCAACGAGCCCGACACUGGUCUCCAGACCUUCCUCUCCGCGUCCAACUGGACCGAGGGAUCCAAGCCUGCCCUUAAGGACAUUCGCGGCGUCCCCGACUUUGACUUUGCUGCCCGCCAGGUCAUGACUGACCAGCAGUACGCCUUCUACCGCACCGCUGCUGCCGGCGAGUGGGCCUACCGUCACAACCUCGAGGUCUGGGAGAAGGCCAGACUCCGUCCUCACCAGCUUGCCAGCGUCACUGGUCUUAACGAGACCCUGGGCGUUAGCAUCUUCGGCCACAACUUCAGUGCCCCCAUCUUCAUCUCGCCUGCUGCCCGAGGUGCUUACGGUGACCCUGACCGUGCUGAGCUCAACUUUGUUGAUGCCGCUGCUGAGGAAGACAUUCUCUAUGUCGCUGCUCUGUAUGCCUCUAAGACUAUUGAGGAGAUCGGUGCGCAGCGCAAGAAGCAUGACAGCACCAUCUUCCAGCAGAUCUACUCCAACGCCAACCUUUCCGUCACCUGGGACGCCAUGAAGCGUGCUGAGGCUCAGGGUGUCAAGGCCUUUGUCUGGACCAUUGAUGCUCCUGCCACCUCUACUCGUCACCGUGCUGCCCGCUACGAUACCACCAACGCUAACGGUGUCACCUCUGUCCUGAGCUGGGAACUCUUCGAGGAGAUCAAGUCUCACACCAAGCUCCCCAUCAUCCUCAAGGGCAUCACCACCACCGAGGACGCCCUUAAGGCUGUCGAGAAGGGUGCCGACGGCAUCUGGCUCUCCAACCACGGUGGUCGUCAGGUCGACUACUCUCCCUCUCCCCUCGAGAUCGCCUACGAGCUCCGCCGCAACGCCCCCGAGGUCUUUGAGAAGACCGAGGUCCUAGCCGACAGCGGUGUCCGCUACGGCAGCGACGUCAUCAAGCUGCUGGCCCUCGGUGUCAAGGCCGUCGGUCUGGGUCGCCCCUUCAUGUACUCCAACAUCUACGGUGUCGAGGGCCCCAAGAAGCUGAUCCAGAUCCUCAAGACUGAGAUCCUUGCCGAUGCUGCUCAGAUCGGCAUCAACGACCUCCACAACAUCCCCGCCAAGGUGCUUAACACCCGUGCCCUUGAGCGCGAUGUCUACCUCAUCAACGAGAACUAA
This is a messenger RNA of Fusarium keratoplasticum, 1182 nucleotides long. RefSeq names its product FMN hydroxy acid dehydrogenase domain-containing protein. Gene Ontology annotation, molecular function: oxidoreductase activity; FMN binding. Lineage: Eukaryota; Fungi; Ascomycota; Sordariomycetes; Hypocreales; Nectriaceae. The transcript is spliced from 8 exons. The coding region runs from base 1 to 1182 and encodes 393 amino acids. The record is from RefSeq and is a predicted model, not a curated record.